Messenger RNA from Exophiala xenobiotica, 1961 nucleotides. RefSeq names its product serine-tRNA ligase. Lineage: Eukaryota; Fungi; Ascomycota; Eurotiomycetes; Chaetothyriales; Herpotrichiellaceae. Gene Ontology annotation, molecular function: ATP binding; tRNA binding; serine-tRNA ligase activity. Gene Ontology annotation, biological process: seryl-tRNA aminoacylation. The transcript has 6 exons. The record is from RefSeq and is a predicted model, not a curated record. Gene Ontology annotation, cellular component: cytosol. The coding region runs from base 109 to 1566 and encodes 485 amino acids.
CAGGGGCAUCUCAAAAGCACGCGCGCUGCCAGACCGCACACUGUUCUGCUGCUACUCAAUUGACUCUGCUGCUCUCCUACUAAAUAUCGUUUAUUGUCUCACAACACUAUGCUUGACGUCCAAGACUUCAUCACCUCGAGGGGAGGUGACCCCAAGAAAGUGGUCGAGAGCCAACGCAGAAGAUUCACCUCUACAGAAGUCGUCGACGAAGUCAUUGCGCUAUGGGAAGAUGCAUACAAGACGCGGUACCAGGCUACACAAAUCGGCGCAAAGAUCAAUGCUGUACAAAAAGAGAUUGGCAAGUUGAAGAAGGCAAAACAAGACGCAGACCACCUAUUAAAAGAGAAAGCAGACCUCGAGAAAGAGAAGAAGCAAGUGGAAGAGGAGGCCGCCGAAAAGGAAAAGGCAAGAGACAAGAAAUGCAAGACGAUCGGUAACUACGUGCACGAGUCGGUACCGCUGAAUGACAACGAGGACUUCAACGAAGUGGUCAAGCAAUGGGCCCCCGAAGGUGUGACGGUCGAGAAGAAAGACUGUCUGUCGCACCACGAAGUCAUGACACGAGCCGAGGUAUACGACGGCGAACGAGGUGUCAAACUCGUCGGCCACCGAGGCUACUUCCUGCGGAAAUGGGGUGUGCUGCUGAAUCAGGCGUUGAUCAACUACGGUCUGCAUUUCCUCGUGGACAAGGGCUAUGACCCCAUCCAGCCUCCCUUUUUCAUGAAGGCCGAGUACAUGGCCAAGACGGCGCAGCUGGAGCAGUUCGACGAGGAACUGUACAAGGUCAUCGAGGACAAGGAUGGUGAGGACAAAUAUCUCAUUGCAACUUCAGAGCAACCGUUGUCGGCCAUGUUCGCGGACGAGUGGUUGACCGAGAAGGACCUGCCCAUGAAAUUCGCCGGGUACAGCUCGUGUUUCAGAAAGGAGGCUGGCUCGCAUGGGAGAGAUGCGUGGGGUCUGUUCCGGAUACAUCAAUUUGAGAAGAUUGAACAAUUCCUAUUCGUCAAACCCGAAGAAUCAUGGCAAGCCCUCGAAGACAUGAAGAGCGUGGCCGAGGAGUUCUACCAGUCUCUCAAAUUGCCCUACCGAGUCGUUGCCAUCGUCUCGGGCGCACUGAACAAUGCCGCGGCCAAGAAGUAUGAUCUGGAAGCGUGGUUCCCAUACCAGGGCGAGUACAAGGAAUUGGUGUCAUGCUCCAACUGCACCGACUAUCAGACACGGGAGCUGGAGAUUCGGUAUGGCCAGAAGAAAGGCGCCAUCGACGCGAGGAAGACGUACGUGCAUGCUUUGAACGGGACGCUGUGUGCCACGGAGCGGACGCUGUGCUGUUUGCUGGAGAAUUACCAGAAGGAAGACGGCUUUGAAGUGCCAGCUGCGCUGAAGCCUUUCUUGCCGCCUGGCACGCCGGAUAUUAUUCCUUACACCAAGGAGUUGCCCAAGGAUACGGUGUCGGCAAAGGCGAAGCAGCCGGCUAAGCCGACGGAGGGUGCCCCAGAAGGUGGACCAAAGCUCAACAUGCCGGCGGCGGAAAACGUUGCGGACAAAAUGAAGGACAUGAAGGUUUGAAGAAGCAUGUAUUGAUCUAGACUUGAUGAGCAUGAGUUUGCACUGGACAUUGGGAAAUGAUCGUUGUGAUGAAUGUCGGGUAUGUUGAAGACUUUCACGAUGCUGCUGCAGCAACCCAGGAGGCAUGCGGGAAACAAGAUGCAUCGAUAUGCUAGAUUAAAGAGGCCACGAGAAACAUCAGAGAAUCUAAAGGUUGCUCAACAGGGGUAUAUCUGUUUCUUUCUGCAGCUGUUUGAAAGCAAGUCUGGCACUAUCUGACUGGGAGCAUUUCCGUCUCCCAUGUCGAAAGGUGUCAAAACUGCAUUCAGGAGCCUGCAGAUAUGGACCGAGAAGGGGUUACAUACAGGGAAUGCUCUUGCUCUCGUACCAUGUUCUCAUGUCAGUAUUCCUCCAAU